GGUCUGCUUCCUGAAAUUCUGUUCUCGCUUAAUUUCAGCAAACUGCUUCUGCUGGUUAAUGGCAAGGAAUAAUCCCAGGAUGGAGUAUAGGAUUCUCUGCAUGCUUGCAAACACGCUAAUUCUGUACACUUGGGCUUCCUGCUCAGUGACAGCGCAGAACAUCACUAUUUCUCCACUUAACGAAUUCUAUGACUAUCCAGCAAAUUUAAAAAUAAAGUACCCUAGUUUUGCACAAGAUUGUUGGGAUCAUUACUCCACAAUGAUGUCCAAACUUGAACCUGAGAUGUUUUGUGAAUGGCAGAAAAUUAACAGGCCUUACAGCUUUUUACGUUUUUGCUUGGAAGACCUUGCUGAUGCCUUUAACUACACUUUUCCAAAUGAGAUUGCACAUGAAUACAUUAUGAAAGGACAUAGGACUUAUUUUGUAAAUUGCACGCUUUUGUUUCAGGAACUUGUGGACCCUCCUGAACAUGUUUUGUUUGCCUUAAUUUUUGCUCCCAUCAGCAUCAUUCCAUUUUUGGUCACUCUUGUAGUUUGCAAGAGCAUAACGAGCGAACCCCAAGCCUAGGUUUAUGCUCAUGACAGAAUUAAGCACUGUAAAAAUGUACACAAUAUUUUGCUAAAUUAGCAGAUGUCUUGGACAUACUAAGGUUAAAGUCAUGGUUAUUUUAA
Messenger RNA from Spea bombifrons (plains spadefoot toad), 672 nucleotides. It is a transcript of the gene RAMP2, whose product is annotated as receptor activity modifying protein 2. The transcript has 5 exons. The record is from RefSeq and is a predicted model, not a curated record. The coding region runs from base 59 to 568 and encodes 169 amino acids. Gene Ontology annotation, cellular component: signaling receptor complex; cell surface; membrane. Gene Ontology annotation, biological process: G protein-coupled receptor signaling pathway; angiogenesis; receptor internalization. Gene Ontology annotation, molecular function: coreceptor activity. NCBI's taxonomy places the organism in Eukaryota, Metazoa, Chordata, Amphibia, Anura, Pelobatidae.